AUGCGGAAGUUUAAGAGGAAAGUUUACCGCGAGUAUGAAAAUUUUGUGCGGCCCAAAACCCAUGUGGAACCGGAACCUCCAAAACCCAUUAAUUUAUCGAUCGAUGACUUCAAUGCGCGCGGGGAAAUCGCCAAUCCACGUGCGCCUUGUGUGGUGACCACCAUCGAUCCGGAUUACAUAAAAGAUGCCAGUCUGCAGCGUUUGGCCCGAAAGUUUCGGAUGAAAACGGACAUUCUUCUCCUGAGAGGGAUUACGCGCAACCGCUUCAUGUACUAUGCCACGCAAGAACUGUUUCUGGACCGCAAGCGAGAGAAGGAGUACCAGGACAGCCUCUACGAGAAGGCCGAGGAGUUUCACAAGUUUGCCGAGGACUCUCUGAAGAAAAUGGAGUCGGACGAAUUCAAGAAAAUGCUGGAGGCCCAGGAAAAGCUAAAGACUCUGAAGGAAAGCAAGUUGGCCGAGGAGCUUAACGAGGUGAAGCUGGAGCACCAGCGCGUCCUGAUGGAAGUGCAGGAGGUAUACGGGCGCUUUCAGUAUCUGCUCAAGCUGAUCAGCUACUUUGACGACACGGUGGAGGAGGAGCAGACCGAAGGUGGCGAUGACAGCAAUAGACUUGUGAUGCCGCAGGAGAUUGUGGCCAUGGAGAUCACCGAACGACAUCCAGCGGGUCUGGAGCAAGUGCGUCAGGUGCAAAACUACAUGGAAAAGAUAGUGCGACCCUAUUUGGCCAAACGGAAUCACCUCAACGCGGACAUCUGGAUUCGGGGCUAUGAGAGGAACCGCUUGAAGGUGUCCAACUACAAUAGACGUUUCACCCAGCUAGCUCUGUUGAACCACAUUGUGGGCAUCCUCCACGAUAAGUCCCAGAAGACAUAUGAGCGCCAGGUGAAAGCCAAUGUGUUCCUCAAGGAUCCUGAGUUUCUGCAGCGUCGAGUGGCAGGGCUCCAGGAGCGUGCGAAGGGUCUAUUGAAUGACUACGAGCAGAGAUACUGCAAGGACAAGCUGAACAUCAAGCUUAAUAGUAUUAUCCCAGUAAUACUCAAGCAAAUCCAAAACAAAGUCCAGCCGGAGCAAAAGAAGGAGGUGACGGAGCCACCUCCUAAGCCAAUAGCUCAGAAGUCCUCCAAGCAGUGGAGGACCCUGGAGGAUAUGCAGCCUCCUCCACCACCACCCAAAUCCACAUACGAGGACGAGCAGGACACAACACUGGCUAAAGUGGAGAAAAUCCAAGCCUAUGUUCUGGAUAUCUUGGCUAAGUUGGACCACUUUGAGCCGAACAAGCUGCGUAGCGUGGAGCAGCAGGUUCGCCGUCGCAUAGCAGCGGAGAAGGAGAUGUCUCGACGCGCUCUGGUCAAACAGAACCGCCUCCACAACUGGAUGGCUCACUUCAAGAAACAUCACGAUCUGCAGGUGGAGCAGCGAUGGAAGAACAAGGUCUAGGUUGAAG
Molecule: messenger RNA, 1447 nt
Organism: Drosophila biarmipes
Lineage: Eukaryota; Metazoa; Arthropoda; Insecta; Diptera; Drosophilidae
Exons: 6
Coding region: 1-1440 (479 amino acids)
Source: RefSeq, a predicted model, not a curated record